UUGACAGGUAUUGAAGAUCAUUCUCCUACCGGAUUUUCGCCAUCUGAUGUGCGAGCAUUCAAAGAGAUUGAAGCGUACAAAAACUUUAACAGUGGUCACGAACCUAUAUGGACAUUCAUCUUGAUAUUAGCUAGAGACGGUGGUUCGAUGAAUCGAAUAGAGCAUUUGAAUGCAACUGUUGAAAUUAUUCAACAAAUCAAUCACCAAUUCGCUGUAAAAGAUAUCACAUUUGCACAAAUAUGUGAAAACUUUUGCGAUAUUAACGAGGCUGUCGUACAGUAUCGGAAUGCAUUGAUAAUCAAGAGUGCGGCAGUGGAAAAUGGUGAAUUGCUAACGGAUUCUAUCACCAACUUGUCGUAUCCAAUAUCAAACAGUCUCGGAUUCGAUUAUGAUUUGACAAUGCAUUUCUUCGGUGUGGAAACGUAUCGUGAAAGUGAAAUGAGCAACAAAACGCUUUCGAACAUAAAACAUCUUCAAAUGGUUUUACUGAUGUUCAGAGCCGAACAACCUGAUCAGUGGGAUGAUACCGACGUUCGACGGUGGGACAGAAGUAUCUCGAACUUUUAUUUGAACGGUUACAAUAAUUCAUUUAUACGACCACUCAUAUAUUCGUUGUCGUAUGCUCAAGACGAAAUAGUACGUGUGGGUACAACAUUGCAACCAUAUUCCAUAAUUGGUUUUAUCUUCAUUACUGUCUUCUCAAUUAUCACCGUUUACAUUAAUUUGCGUCAAGCGAAUCAGGUGGGUUGCCCGUGA
Molecule: messenger RNA, 756 nt
Organism: Anisakis simplex (herring worm)
Lineage: Eukaryota; Metazoa; Nematoda; Chromadorea; Rhabditida; Anisakidae
Source: the annotation of a GenBank genome assembly